Molecule: messenger RNA, 1680 nt
Organism: Cajanus cajan (pigeon pea)
Lineage: Eukaryota; Viridiplantae; Streptophyta; Magnoliopsida; Fabales; Fabaceae
Product: glutamate--cysteine ligase, chloroplastic
Biological process (GO): glutathione biosynthetic process
Molecular function (GO): glutamate-cysteine ligase activity
Source: RefSeq, a predicted model, not a curated record
AUGGGAGUCCUAAAUGGGUGGGGAUGGAUGGUUUUGGGGUCAGGGUCAGGGUCAGGGUCAGGCAAUGAUGAGUUAGUGUACAAAGAUAGAGGCAGGAGACGAGGGCAAAGAGUAAUCGUUGGUACGGGACCAGCUGUUGAUCAUCUUCCUCCACUCGCCACAGAGGCUCCCUUGACAAAAGAUGAUCUUAUUAACUUCUUCCUAUCUGGUUGCAAGCCCAAACAAGACUGGAGAAUAGGUACAGAGCACGAGAAGUUUGGUUUUGAGUUUAAAACUUUACACCCAAUUAAAUACAAACAAAUAUCAGCUUUACUCAAUUCCAUUGCUGUGAGAUUUGAUUGGGAUAAGAUAAUGGAAGGUGACAACAUCAUAGGACUCAAACAAGGCAAGCAAAGCAUAUCAUUAGAACCUGGUGGUCAAUUAGAGCUUAGUGGUGCGCCUGUGAAAACAUUGUAUCAAACGUGUGGUGAGAUUGAUUCACAUCUCUACCAAGCUAAAACUGUUGCAGAGGAAAUGGGAAUUGGAUUUGUGGGAUUAGGUUUUCAACCAAAAUGGAGACUAGGAGACAUACCCAGAGUGCCUAAGGGACGGUAUAAUGUUAUGCAAAAGUACUUGCAUAAAUUUAACUCAUCUGGAAUUGAAUCAUUUUUCAUGACAUGCUCGGUUCAGGUCAACUUGGACUUCAGUUCUGAAGCAGACAUGAUCAAGAAAAUGCGUGCCAGUAUUGCUUUGCAGCCUUUAGCAGCAGCCUUAUUUGCUAAUUCACCUUUUAAGGAAGGGGUUCCAAAUGGUUACCUCAGCAUAAGAAGCCUUAAGGUGGGUCAGCUUGACAAACGUCGCACAGGCAUGCUCCCUUUUGUUUUUUAUGACACUUUUGGGUUUGAGCAAUAUGUUGAUUAUGUUCUUGAUGUGCCAAUGGUGUUUGUUUAUCGAAACAACAAGUACAUAGACUGUGGUGGCAUGUCAUUCCGGGACUUCAUGGCAGGUAAACUGCCUAACAUUCCAGGUCAGAUGCCAACACUCGCUGAUUGGGAAAAUCAUCUAACAACCAUAUUUCCUGAGGUCAGGUUAAAGAGAUACAUGGAAAUAAGGGGUGCUGAUGGUGGCCCUUUGGACAUGUUAUGUGCUCUGCCAGCUUUUUGGGUAGGCUUAUUGUAUGAUGAUGUUUCACUACAAAAUGUUUUAGAUAUGAUUGUUGAUUGGACACCUGAAGACAUACAAAAUUUAAGGAAUAAGGUUCCCAUAACCGGUUUAAGAACUCCAUUUCAAGGUAGAUUGUUGCUGCAUAUCGCAGAAGACGUGUUAAAGUGGGCAAAGGAUGGCUUGGAUAGAAGAUGUUUAAAUGAAUCUAUUUUCUUGAAUCCAUUGAAAGAAAUAGCUACAACAGGUUUGACCCAAGCAGACAAGCUAUUGGAGAUGUAUAAUAACAAGUGGGGAAACAACGUAGAUGCUGUGUUUAGAGAGCGCUGCUAUUAACUAUUAAGUCCACUUAAAUUCUCGUAUGCUUUAAGAAGAAGAGAAGGAAUGAAAUGCAUACAAAAAAUAAUGUUUAUAGUUUAGACACUGGAUAGUUAGUAGUGUUCAAUACAUAUCUAUUCAUUUAUCGUUAAGGUUGGAGGAAUGUAGAACAGUCAUACAAUGUAUGAAAAAAUCUAGCACGAAUAGAAUUUUCUUCUAAAA